Orbicella faveolata is the source of this 504-nucleotide messenger RNA. Its product is annotated as transcription factor atoh7-like. Gene Ontology annotation, biological process: regulation of transcription by RNA polymerase II. Gene Ontology annotation, molecular function: DNA-binding transcription factor activity, RNA polymerase II-specific; protein dimerization activity; RNA polymerase II cis-regulatory region sequence-specific DNA binding. Lineage: Eukaryota; Metazoa; Cnidaria; Anthozoa; Scleractinia; Merulinidae. The record is from RefSeq and is a predicted model, not a curated record.
AUGGCGAUGAAUAGCAACAUUACUGCCAAGAAACUCUCCAAGACACACAAGUUUAAAGGCACGGGAGGUGUUCCACGGUAUCUUGCAGCUUCUGUCCAAAGUCUUGAUAUCCCGACUGCGGAUAUCGAAAACCACAUCCUGGCAACAAAAACCCUCGGCGUUGAAAGGAAUAUGUUUGCCAUAACCAAACGGGAGCGCUGGCGACAACAAAAUGUCAACAUGGCGUUUUCUGAACUGAGAAAACUUCUACCUACGUACCCACCUGACAAAAAGCUCUCCAAAGUUGAUAUUUUAAGAAGCAGCAUCAGGUAUAUAAGGUUUUUGGAUAGUGUAUUGCAAGAAAUGGAUGGAAUAAAGGAAAGGGAAAAUAGCACAGAGGCCAACAGCGCUGAGGAAAUAAAUUCCUCUUGUCAUGAAAGUGGGGAUGGAAUGAUUUCGUCCGAAAAUGAAAGUUGUUCUUUUGGAACAAGGCCUCACUGCUGCUUUGGCAAAGAAAAUUCAUAA